Molecule: messenger RNA, 3676 nt
Organism: Dromaius novaehollandiae (emu)
Lineage: Eukaryota; Metazoa; Chordata; Aves; Casuariiformes; Dromaiidae
Gene: KCTD1
Product: potassium channel tetramerization domain containing 1
Exons: 5
Coding region: 235-2874 (879 amino acids)
Biological process (GO): protein homooligomerization
Molecular function (GO): protein binding
Source: RefSeq, a predicted model, not a curated record
AGCUCCGUCUCCCGGCGUGGGGCGCCCGGGCGGCCCCUCGGCGCAGCGCUUUCCUCCGCCACCCCCGUCCCACCCCCCCGUCUCUUCCCCGCCGCCGCCACUGGGAGCGCGGCCCCUUUAAGAGCCCGGCUUUGCCUCCCGGUAGCUGAAGGUCAUUAAACACAAAAGCGCUCCAGCGCUGCGGUCCAAUAUAGCGCAUGCGCCCUGCCCGAGGACUGGCAGGGAGACGGCAAUAUGGCGAGAAUGCCUGGCAGCGGCGGCGGCGGCGGCGAGUGGAGCACCGGCACCGGCGGCGGCGGGGGCGGCGGCGGCGAGAACAAUGCGGGCGACCGGCCGCCGGGCCGCGGCGGCACCCACCGCCCGCACCACUACUGCAGCGCCGGCGAGGAGGAGGACGGCGAGGAGGAGGAUGAGAUCCAGGAGGUGCAGAUAACGGGGGACGAGGAGGAGGAGGAGGACGGAGCCGAUGGGGGGCUGCUGCUGGACGAGGAGGAGGAGGAGGAGGAGGAGGAGGAAGAGGAGAUGGGACUGGAGUGGGACGGCGAGGAGGAGCCGCUGCCGCCGGAGCCAGUCCAUAUGCCGGGCGGCAGCGGCGGCGUCGGGGCGGCCCCGGGGGGCGCCCCGGCGGCGGCGGCGGCCCCGGGGGGCGGCGGCGGGGCGGCGGAGGACUCGGAGCUGGAGGCGGCCCUGCUGCUGCAGCGGCCGGAGCGGGCGCGGCUAAGCGAGAACACGCGGCUGGCCACCCGCUACGCCGUGCGCAUCUUCCGCGAGUACCUCAGCGAGAAGGCGCAGAGCCCCGACUUCGAGACCAUGGACAAGGGGGCGCUGUGCCGGGUGCUGCGCUCCUUCUACGCCGAGGCGCGCUCCAAGAGCGGGCAGCUCUACUCCAAGUCCUCCCUCAUCAGCAUCCGCAGCUCCCUCAACCGCUACCUCAACGAGCCGCCCUACUGCCGCACCCUCGACCUCACCAAGGACCCCGAGCUCCGCGCCGCCAACCUCACCCUGGCUGCCGUCAUCCGCAAGCUGGAGGAGCAGGGCGCUGGGCCUGUGGUGCAGAAGCAGGCCAUCACCCGUGCUGACCUCCGCAAGCUCUACACCUGCAGCGUCUUCAGCACGCAGAGCCCCUUUGGGCUCCUCAACAAGGUCUGGUUCGAGACCUGCAUGUACUUCUGCACCCGGGGCCGGGAGAACCAGCGGGAGCUGGAGGAGGACUCAUUCGGGCUGGCCAUGGACGAGGACGGCCGCAAGUUCGUCUACUUCAAGGCCCUGGGGCCCUACCACAAAUCGCGCUCGUCCUCCUGGAGCAAGAAGCGGGCGGAGAGCAGUGAUGAGGAGAACCUGCCCCGCAUGUACGAGACUGGCACCGAGUUCUGCCCCUACGCCAGCUUCGUCAAGUACCUCUCCAAGCGCAACCCCCUCUGCAAGGCCUUCUUCCAGCGCCCACGGGACCACUGCAGCGAGGGCGACGUCACCUGGUACGAGAACAAGGCCAUCGGCAAGAACCUCCUGGGCACCCGCAUGCAGAUGCUCUCCAAGGCGGCCAAGCUCUCCAAGACCUACACCAACCACUGCAUUGGCGCCGUCUCCAUUGCCACCCUCAACAGCAUCGCCGGCAUUGGCACCAAGCUGGGGGGGCCACAGCCACUGCACCACCACCACCCUCCUUCCCACCACCACCACCACCACCUCCUCCACCACCCUGCCGGCGGGGGCUGCUACACCCCCGCCACCCUCAACGGUGGGCUGCGGCCCCGGCCGCCCGCCCCCGACCCCUACGUGCUGCCCAAAGACGGCGAUGCCGCGCCGGUGAAGGCGGAAGCGGCUGCGGUGGCCCCGGCCAAGCGGGCCCUCUACGAGGUGGUGUUCCCGGCGGGGGCCGCGGCUGGUGGCGACGCGUGCGGGCCUUCCGCCUCCCCCAAAAGACACUGCCGCCGCCCUACCGAGCCCCUGGACGCCGCCGCGCCCGCAGUGGUGGUGGUCUCAGUGAAACACGACCCCCUGCCUCACCUCCUCCCCGAAGCCAAUGGGCACAGAAGCACCACCUCACCCACAGUAGUUUCACCUGCUAUUGUUUCCCCCACACAGGACAGUCGGCCCAAUAUGUCAAGACCUCUGAUCACUAGAUCCCCUGCAUCUCCAUUGAACAAUCAAGGCAUCCCCACUCCAGCACAACUCACAAAAUCCAACGCACCAGUUCACAUUGAUGUGGGUGGGCACAUGUAUACCAGCAGCCUGGCCACGCUUACAAAAUAUCCUGAUUCCAGAAUUGGAAGACUUUUUGAUGGCACAGAGCCCAUUGUCCUUGACAGUCUCAAGCAGCAUUAUUUCAUCGACAGAGAUGGGCAAAUGUUCAGAUAUAUCUUGAAUUUUUUAAGAACAUCGAAACUCCUCAUUCCUGAUGAUUUCAAGGACUACAGUUUGUUAUAUGAAGAAGCAAAAUAUUUUCAGCUUCAGCCGAUGCUAGGAGAAAUGGAAAGGUGGAAACAGGACCGUGAGACUGGCCGCUUUUCAAAAUCUUGUGAGUGCUUGGUGGUGCGAGUUGCCCCAGAUCUUGGAGAGAGGAUUACACUGAGCGGCGAUAAGUCAUUGAUAGAAGAAGUGUUUCCAGAAAUUGGUGAUGUGAUGUGUAAUUCUGUCAAUGCUGGCUGGAAUCAUGAUUCGACGCACGUCAUCAGAUUUCCACUGAACGGAUACUGUCACCUCAACUCAGUUCAGGUACUUGAGAGGUUACAGCAAAGAGGAUUUGAGAUUGUUGGCUCAUGUGGAGGUGGGGUGGACUCUUCCCAAUUCAGUGAAUACGUACUGAGACGAGAACUCAGAAGGACAUCUCGUGCACCCUCCGUCAUUCGAAUAAAGCAAGAGCCUCUGGACUAAAAUGGACAUGUUUCUUUAUGCAAAAAAAAAAAAAAAAAAAGGAAAGAGGAAAAAAGGGGGACGUUUCAUGUGCAGUUUGGACUCCAAACAAGUCCUGGAACCUAAAAUUGAAUAAAAGACACAUUUAUAUCAAAUAUAGAGACCACACCUGAAUUCAUAUGGGAACAUUUGGAAUAGUAGUAAUAAUAAUAACCUCAAGGUGUAAAAGAAAACAUAUAUAUAUAAUAUGUAUGUAUAUGUAUGUAUGUACAUAUAUAUAUGUAUGUAUAUGUCAAAAGGUAGGAAAUGCAACAAAAAAAAGUGGUAGAUGAGGUUGGUGCUGUGAUGGCCAUUAAGUGUCCUAGGCCUUACUCAGGCCCACUUAACGGUAUACAAGCCAUUACCAUUGGGGGAUACAUAGACUACUCUUACACAUUUUCCAUUGCCAAACAGCCAUCCACUUUUUAGUGUGUACACCUUGAUUCAACUUUAUUUGCAUAUGGAGGUUUAUGUCUGUCUUUUUUAGAGGUGGAUGGGCAGGCGUUCAGGAGACGACCAUCCAUUGCAUUGGAAAGCUAGUCGACUGAAAUUUUAAAUGUAGUUUGUACAGAAGUCGCACACUUUUUGUCUGCCCUCACAGAUGUGAAAGGUUAACUUUUCUUUUGAAUGAGUUUUUGUUGUUGUUUUUUGUUUUGUGUUUUUUUUCCAAAGGGGGCCAGAAUAAUUAAUAUUUGGUAGAGAUGCUCUGGUUUGAAUCUGCUGCUUUCCUACAAUUUUUCAAAUUUUAUAAUGUAUUAAAUACAAUAAACUCUGUUUAAAAUAA